Bolinopsis microptera is the source of this 3035-nucleotide messenger RNA. Its product is annotated as rabphilin-3A-like. The record is from RefSeq and is a predicted model, not a curated record. Gene Ontology annotation, molecular function: small GTPase binding. NCBI's taxonomy places the organism in Eukaryota, Metazoa, Ctenophora, Tentaculata, Lobata, Bolinopsidae. The transcript has a single exon. The coding region runs from base 36 to 1784 and encodes 582 amino acids. Gene Ontology annotation, biological process: intracellular protein transport.
AUACAAUUCUAACCAUUUCAAUUUUAUUGCAGAUCAUGUCUAAGGCUGGACUUCACAAAUGGGUAUGCCCAACAGACAGAGAGCUUUGCUUGAGAUCAAAAUUGAACAAUGGCAUGGGAUGGAGUUACAAAAGUGUUCAAUCUGGAUUGAAACCCACGUGUACUAGAGAAUCUUUUGCAAAACAUGAGAUUGAUAAGAUUGAAGAAGUGAUCAAGAAACACAAUGAGCUGGUUCAGUUAGAAGAGGAGAGGAUUGGCAAAUUAAUGGAACGAUUUGAGAACAUGAAGUGUAGUCAGGGAGAUGGUUACAAGACAUGCUUAUUCUGCAAUGCAAGCUUUGGCUUCCUGAAGGCCAAACCAUUCCGUUGUCAUAUGUGUCAAAGAAAUGUCUGUAGUAAGUGCAAAGUAGAAACUGAGAAGAGACAAAUUGUUUUACCGAAAAUUCUUUGCCGUGUCUGCAGUGAGUAUAGGGAAAUAUGGAAAAAGUCAAAUGCAUGGUUCUUCCAUGCUAUUCCAAAGUAUGUUAUUCCCCCAAAGCUUCCAAAACAGCUUCCAAAAUUGAAAAAUUCGCCUGUCCAAAAGAAACCUAUUGAACGACCCAAUAAAGUUAACAGUGAGAGCUUUUGGGAUCCUGAUUCUGACUACCUUAGCACUACUGAUGACUCCGAAGAGUCUGAUGAUUCUGACUCUGAAGACAGUGAUAGUGAUGAAGGAGAGGAUAAGUCCAACAAAGAUGAGCUAGAUGGAGAUGAGUCAACAAGUGGAGGAAUACCUUGUGAGGAGGACCAGGUGUUGGAUGCGAUAGGAUCAGAUGAUAUUAACUCUCAAGAAAACGAGGAUGAUCUGGAAACCGGAGAGCUGGGAGCUAUUAGGUUUUCUCUUCAGUAUGACCCUAUAGAACAAAUGCUAAAUGUUAAAGUAUUUUCUGGUCAUAAGCUUAAACCAAUGGAUGUUGGAGGAACAAGUGAUCCAUAUGUUAAAUGUACAUUGAUACCAGGACACCCAAAGGCAACUAAACUCAAGACUUCAAGAAAGGAAUGUGAUUUGAAUCCUGUCUUCAAUGAAAAGUUAACAUACCAUGGAAUCUUUGACUCUGACAUAAAGACAAAAAUGGUCAGACUAACAGUAUUAGAUUAUGACAGAAUGACCAAAAAUGAUAUGAUUGGAAUAACCACAGUACCUUUAGAUGGUCUUAUCCCCCAAAAGCAACAUUUAUAUGGCGAGGUUCUCAAAGAGCCGGAAGAGGAAACACAUGAAGCAUCCGCAGUUAUAGACAGAGGAAGGAUACAAAUUUCACUGCAUUACCAAGCUAACAAAGAGCUCAAAGUAACUAUUGUAAGAUGUAGCAUGCUCAUGGUCCCUGGCUCUGACACUCUGCCAAAUCCAAUGGUAAAAGUCAACAUCCGACCAUCCUUGAAACGAAACACCUACAAGCGAAAAACAGAGAUCAUCAAGCAAACCUCAAACCCAGAAUUUGGGCAUAAAGCCAAAUUUACCUAUGACAUAAGCAGUUUUGACAUAGAAAGCAAUGAUAGAUGUCUUGAGAUAACUGUGUGGGACUGCACAGGGCUCAAAAGACACAGCUACAUCGGAGGACUGGUGUUAGGUAAGGAAUCAGGUGGCACUACCAGGUCCCACUGGGAAGAUGCCCUCUCCUCGUGCGGCCACCGUGUUACAAGAUGGCACAUGCUGGAGGGUGAAUCUACCACUACCAUUGGAGAGUCCUCCUCUAUAGAGCUCACUGAUAAUAGCCAACAAGAUGGAGUCUCUCCAGCUGCUCCUUGAACUGUAGUCUUCAGGCUGCGGAUUGUGAUGCGUCUAACUUAUUAUCUAUGAUGCUUAGUGUACUAGCUCAGAUAAAUUUUGUAUUUAAGUUAGUUCAAUAUAAACUAUUAAGUAUUAAUUGAGAAUGUCGAUAAAGUUGGAACAAUCUCUAUAUCUAGGAUGUUAAUUUAUUCUGGGACGAUCCAGUAAAAACAUUGUUCAGCCACACUGUGACAGCUGGUAUUGAUUCUAGUAGUAUGGAAGUAUUAGCGUACAAAUUGGUUCCUUGUUAUGGCUCAGGAAUUACUUUCUAGAACUUCGAUCAUCCCAAUUUUCACAGAAGUGAAAAUAGAAAUUGUUCUUGACUGAUCUGUUGUGACAUGUAUUAUGUCGAUUAAAGAUUGAAGAUUGAAGAUUCUCCACAAUAGUAAUUAGCAUUUAUUAGUAUGAUAGGAUUAGAUGAUCUAUUCUUAAAAUUAAGUCAAUUAGUAAAUUUCAUUAUAAUUUCACGGUAUCUUUAAAUUUUCAUAUUAUACAUCAUACAUAAAUAAAUUAUAAUAUUAUAAUAUAUUGAUUCUGUCAAUUUAAUAGACAUGGGGUGGUGAGGCUAAUUUAUUUUGACAUGUGACAAUUAUUCAUGGUUUUGAUUGAUCAACGCUGGAAGCUGGACAGUUAAUUGCUGUCACAUGUCAGGAAUACCUGUCCCACCUCCCGGGUGGUUCCCUUGCAGUAUUGAAGUUUAAACAAGUACAUUAUAUAAUACAUAAUUCAUAUAGUGCCAUUAUUUAUUUAAACUUCGACCAUUGCCUAGUUGCAUUUGGAUGGGGUUAGGGAGUAGGGACUGUUCUUAAUUCACAUAAUACGUUUGCGAAACCAUUAAUUUCCAGAUUUAAACAUUUCAAAUUGUUGUUAUUUUUCCGGUUUUAUUUUGAGAUUGACUCAGUAAUUAUCAUUAACUUUUAAUUUUCUAAUAUUUUGACAUGAUGGUAAUUCAGAUUAAAAUCAUUUCCAACUUUUAGUUUGCCAAUUUAUUUAUUACAGAAUGCAGAUAUUUCACAACAAUGAAAGAGUUGCCCGAAUUCUUCAGGCUAUAAUCUAUGAUUCAGCGUUUUAAAUUUACCAUUGCAUACUGGUAUCGUAAUUAUUUUACCUAAAUAUUGAUGUACUAUGCUCUUAUAAUAUUUAAAUGUUAAUUAUGAUAAUUAAUUAAUUAAUUAUGUUAACUAUGAUAAUCAUUUCCAUCAUUAUUUCGUUUAAUUCUAUGUAUCAGCA